AUGGUAGAUUUUUUAGCAAAAGUAACGGAAAUAAAUCCUCCAUCCGAUGGUAAUGAUGGCGAAGAUAACAUAAAGCCACUUUCAAGUGGUUCAGAACAGCGACCAUUGAAAGAGGAGGGGCAACAAGGUCGCAGAAGGCACCACCGGCGGUUGUCCUCUAUGCAUGAGUAUUUUGACCCGUUUUCCAACGCAGAGGUAUAUUAUGGGCCAAUAACAGACCCAAGAAAACAGUCAAAAAUUCAUAGGCUUAAUAGAACCAGAACUAUGAGUGUUUUCAAUAAAGUUUCUGACUUCAAAAACGGAAUGAAGGAUUAUACUUUGAAAAGAAGGGGUUCCGAGGACGACAGCUUUCUUAGCAGCCAAGGUAAUCGUAGAUUCUACAUCGAUAAUGUAGAUCUCGCCUUAGAUGAGCUACUGGCUAGUGAAGAUACAGACAAGAACCACCAAAUCACGAUAGAAGAUACUGGACCCAAAGUUAUUAAAGUCGGGACGGCAAAUUCCAACGGUUUUAAGCAUGUUAAUGUUAGAGGAACAUAUAUGCUUUCCAACCUGCUGCAGGAACUGACCAUUGCGAAAAGUUUCGGAAGACAUCAAAUAUUUUUGGAUGAGGCACGUAUAAACGAAAACCCCGUUGAUAGAUUAUCAAGAUUGAUAACGACUCAAUUUUGGACGAGCUUGACAAGAAGAGUUGAUCUGUAUAAUAUUGCAGAAAUUGCCAGAGAUUCAAAAAUAGACACGCCAGGUGCUAGAAAUCCAAGAAUUUAUGUUCCACAUAACUGUCCAGAGCAGUACGAAUUUUAUAUUCAGGCAUCCCAGAUGAACCCAUCCUUGAAACUUGAAGUGGAAUACCUACCAAAAGACAUUACCGCGGAGUAUGUUAAAUCAUUGAAUGACACCCCGGGAUUGUUAGCACUGGCCAUGGAAGAACACGUCAAUCCAUCUACUGGUGAAAGGUCCCUAGUUGGUUACCCUUAUGCGGUACCUGGCGGUAGAUUCAAUGAAUUGUAUGGCUGGGAUUCAUAUUUAAUGGCACUGGGGCUCAUGGAAAGUAAUAAGGUUGAUGUUGCGAAAGGUAUGGUGGAGCACUUCAUAUUCGAAAUUGAUCACUAUAGUAAAAUUUUGAAUGCUAAUAGAAGUUAUUACCUUUGCAGAUCUCAACCUCCUUUCCUAACUGAUAUGGCUAUGCUUGUGUUUGAAAAGAUAGGAGGUAAAAACAACCCGAACGCUAUACAAUUCUUAAAACGGGCAUUCAGAGCUGCUAUUAAAGAAUACAAAGGAGUGUGGAUGUCGAGUCCUAGGUUAGAUUCUGCCACGGGGCUUUCCUGUUACCAUCCCGACGGUAUUGGUAUCCCUCCGGAAACUGAACCCGAUCAUUUCGAUACUAUAUUAUUACCAUAUGCUGAGAAGUACAAUGUUUCUUUGGAAAAGCUAAGGUACCUUUAUAACGAAAGCAUAAUUAAAGAACCAAAACUUGAUGCAUUUUUUUUACAUGAUCGUGCCGUGAGAGAGUCGGGACAUGACACAACUUACAGGUUUGAAGGCGUAUGUGCAUAUUUGGCGACAGUUGAUUUAAAUUCCCUACUCUACAAGUAUGAGAGGGAUAUUGCUUACGUUAUUAGGGAAUAUUUUAGCAAUGAAUAUAAAGACGAGAAUGAUGGAACGGUGACUAAUUCUGAGCACUGGGAGCAGUUAGCUGAAAUAAGAAAGACUAGGAUUAACAAGUAUAUGUGGGACGAAGAAUCAGGGUUUUUCUUCGAUUAUAAUACUAAACUGAAAUGUAGAACGUCUUAUGAGUCUGCAACGACAUUUUGGAGUUUAUGGGCUGGCCUUGCAACUGAAGAGCAAGCAAAAAUCACAGUAGAAAAAGCCCUUCCUCAGUUGGAAAUGCUUGGUGGGUUAGUUGCAUGCACAGAGAAAUCAAGAGGCCCCAUAUCCAUUGAUAGGCCGAUCAGGCAAUGGGACUAUCCUUUUGGUUGGGCACCGCAUCAAAUAUUAGCUUGGAAAGGCUUAUCUGCAUAUAAUUAUCAACAAGUAGCUACAAGAUUAGCCUAUAGGUGGCUCUACAUGAUUACAAAAUCAUUCGUUGAUUAUAAUGGAAUGGUGGUAGAAAAAUAUGAUGUGACAAGAGGAACUGACCCGCAUCGCGUUGAUGCAGAAUACGGAAACCAAGGUGCUGAUUUUAAGGGCGUCGCUACAGAAGGCUUUGGUUGGGUGAAUACAAGUUAUUUGCUUGGAUUGAAAUACAUGAACAACCAUGCAAGAAGGGCUCUCGCUGCUUGUAGUCCGCCACUGCCGUUUUUCAAUAGUUUGAAACCCUCCGAGAGAAAAUUGUACUACCUUUAA
Messenger RNA from Saccharomyces paradoxus, 2343 nucleotides. RefSeq names its product alpha,alpha-trehalase NTH2 (gene NTH2). The coding region runs from base 1 to 2343 and encodes 780 amino acids. The transcript has a single exon. NCBI's taxonomy places the organism in Eukaryota, Fungi, Ascomycota, Saccharomycetes, Saccharomycetales, Saccharomycetaceae. The record is from RefSeq and is a predicted model, not a curated record. Gene Ontology annotation, molecular function: alpha,alpha-trehalase activity; calcium ion binding. Gene Ontology annotation, cellular component: cytoplasm. Gene Ontology annotation, biological process: trehalose catabolic process.